This is a messenger RNA of Syngnathoides biaculeatus (alligator pipefish), 1703 nucleotides long. Its product is annotated as prostaglandin reductase 3-like. Bases 319 to 1533 code for a protein of 404 amino acids. NCBI's taxonomy places the organism in Eukaryota, Metazoa, Chordata, Actinopteri, Syngnathiformes, Syngnathidae. Gene Ontology annotation, molecular function: zinc ion binding; oxidoreductase activity. Gene Ontology annotation, cellular component: mitochondrion. The transcript has 2 exons. The record is from RefSeq and is a predicted model, not a curated record.
AGGUGAAGUCCGGGAAGAAGAGGAAGCGGAGGGGGAGGGACUCCAGCGACGUCCACCGAGUCGACUAGCCAGCGUGUGGAGCUCGCUUCGUGCUGCGCUUCUGCUCUCUUCGCCGCAACCGAACGUUUUGUGUUAAAACGUCCGCGAGCGGACGGCGGACGAGAAAGCGGGGCCGUUGUGCUUGUUUUCGGUUCGAAACAGCAUAAUGGGGCUGUUUGAACAGGACUGGGCCUGUAAUGUCGUGCGCUCGGACGACGAGCCUCUAACAGGCUAACGACACAUCAAGUUGCCAGUGAACUUUGUCACGUUUCGGGGGCGAUGGCCUGUCCGGUGUGGGCGACAAGUGCGCCGAGGGCGUUUUUGGUUUCUCUCGUCGGUUCGACACGGAGAGGCACCGACUCACUUUGUGGACUUGUUCCGAGGCGCCCCAUCAUCGACAUGUCGUACUCCGCGCACUUCAUUGAUUUUCAAGGAUCCUCAAUACCGAGCAGCAUGAAAAAGGUGGUCGUAAAUAAGCUGAGUUCCAAUUUUAGAGAGGCCGCCUCGGUGCGAACUGUUCCGGUUCCGACCCCCGCAGACGCGGACUUGCUCGUUAGAAAUCGGUUUGUGGGGAUCAAUGCCUCUGAUAUUAAUUAUUCAGCAGGCCGUUAUGACCCAACUGCAAAACCACCCUUCGACGCUGGAUUUGAAGGUAUCGGUGAGAUUGUCGGCCUCGGCCUUAGCGCCAGCUCCCGCUACACAGUUGGAGACACCGUGGCCUACUUCAGCAGCGGCGCCUUUGCCGAGUACAUUGCGGUACCCGCCAAGGAAAGUGUGCCUGUCCCUUCAGCGAAGCCCGAGUUUCUCACCCUGUUGGUCAGCGGUGCUACCGCCUACAUUGCCUUGAAGCGUCUAGGUGACCUGGCGGUAGGCGAGACGGUUCUGGUCACAGCGGCCGCAGGAGGAACGGGACAGUUUGCUGUGCAAUUUGCAAAACAGGUCGGUUGUCACGUGAUCGGAACCUGUUCAUCCAAUGAGAAAGCAGGUUUCCUUAAAUCUAUUGGGUGCGACAGGCCUAUUAACUACAAAACAGAGGAUUUGUCCAAGACCCUGAAAAACGAGUACCCAAAUGGCAUUGAUGUGGUUUAUGAAUCGGUCGGGGGCAGCACUUUAGAACUGGCAGUUAACUGUCUGGCUAAAAAAGGCCGGCUGAUAGUGAUUGGCUUCAUCUCGGGCUACCAGUCUGCGUCAGGCUUUCCGCAGUUUAGAGGGGCAACUUUACCCGUAAAGCUUCUCCAGAAGUCGGCAAGCAUGCGAGGUUUCUUCCUUCCUCACUUCAUGAGUGACUACACGGAGGCUCUGACAAGCAUGAUGCAGAUGUUUGCCACGGGUAAGCUUGUGUGCGAGGUCGAUUACGGGGAUUUGACCCAAGAGGGGAGGUUUGUUGGCCUGGAGUCAGUCUUCCGAGCAGUGGACUACAUGUAUGCAGGAAAAAAUGUCGGCAAGGUUGUGGUAGAAGUGGCACCUCCCUCUAAUUCUAAUAGUAAACUGUAAAUAUUCAACAAAGAAAUUGUACUUUUGCUUUAUAAUCAAUACCAAUACAGAAUGUAAUGAGGUCAUUUGGCACUGUCCAGUUUUCCCAAUUAACAUGUCAGCUAUGCAAAACCUUUGUGAAAUAUUUGACAUUGUAAUUACAAAUAAAAAGUGAGUUAUCGCAGUUUUAA